Molecule: messenger RNA, 1220 nt
Organism: Colossoma macropomum (tambaqui)
Lineage: Eukaryota; Metazoa; Chordata; Actinopteri; Characiformes; Serrasalmidae
Gene: exosc1
Product: exosome component 1
Exons: 8
Coding region: 25-609 (194 amino acids)
Biological process (GO): RNA processing
Cellular component (GO): cytoplasm; nuclear exosome (RNase complex)
Molecular function (GO): RNA binding
Source: RefSeq, a predicted model, not a curated record
GCUCGCUCUUCUCUUCUUGAAAACAUGUCGCCCAUGAAGCUGUGUGUUCCAGGUGAAAGGCUGUGCAGUACGGAGGACUGCAUUCCCGGAGCAGGAACGUAUCUGCGGCACGGCUACAUCUUCGCCUCGCUCGCAGGUUACGUGCUCAGGAGGAACGAAGGGGAGGAGCUUCCUGUGAUUUCAGUCGUCAAAGAGACAGAAGCGCAACUUUUGCCUGACGUCGGCGCCAUCGUCACCUGCAAGGUGACGAGCAUUAAUCCACGUUUUGCAAAAGUGCACAUCCUCUAUGUGGGCUCCACGCCUCUUAAAGACAGGUUCAGAGGCACCAUCAGGAAAGAAGAUGUGAGAGCGACAGAGAAAGACAAGGUGGAAACGUACAAAAGCUUCAGGCCUGGUGACAUCGUCCUCGCCAAAGUGAUCUCAUUGGGUGAUGUGCAGUCGAACUAUCUGCUGACCACGGCGGAGAAUGAGUUGGGUGUGGUCGUGGCUCACAGUGAAGCAGGAGCGCAGAUGGUGCCCAUCAGCUGGUGCGAGAUGCAGUGUCCCCGCACGCACAACAAAGAGUUCCGCAAGGUGGCGCGGGUACAGCCGGAGUACCUGCAGGCCUGAACUGGACGUCCUGUACCUUUCCAUCCUUUACCCCCGGAACACACAGCUUCACACGCAAACGCAGGCCAUGUACACGUGGUCCACCGCGAGACUAGAACUCUCGGGUUCUUGCGCAGAAAUUCCGAUUUGGACUGUAACAUUUUAUCAUCAGCAUCAAAACCUGUUUUAUGCUCUGGUUAAAUGUGAACCAACCAUCCUAGAACUCAAGGGGAGGCAGCACUCUAGAACCCCUGGGAUUCUGAUUCUUGGGGCUGCAUUCUAGAACCCCAGGGAUUCUAGAGUGUCCUUCUAGAGACUUAAACUGGAGAGUAAGUGGGCUUUACUGCAUCACUGCGAUGACGCCAUCUGCAAGUCCAGGACAGCUAGCUUUCCAUAACGGGAUUUUGAAGUAUUGGUCAUUUAUUUUGGCUGCACUGUAUUCAAGCCUCUGUAAAACACAUGAACCGCUUACAAAAUGAUCAGAGAUGCUAUCGUCGCUUCCCGUUUCAUUUUAUUCUCAAAUAUGUUUUCGUCCUGCAUUUUGUAAACUUUCUCCCCCUUUUUUCCUCUUUUCAUUUCUGUACAUAGAGUUCAUGUAUUUACAAGAGCCACAAUAAAGUGUUUAUUCUAAA